UCUUUUUAUCUUUUUUUUUUUAUCUUUUCACUUAGGUUCUGCCAUCCCGUCCCGUCUCUCCUUUUCUGGCCUCCUUCUCUUCUUUUUUUCUUUUUCCUUUCCUCCCUCGCCAGGAACCCCGACCUAACGACAGCCUCUCAUCACAUCUCGGCCGAGCCUCCGCUCUUCGACCGGCCCAUGCCACAAAACAGCGGCAGCUAACCGGCUCUCCUUUGAUUACUCUGUCUCGUGUCCUUCCCUCUCGUGCGGCCUCCCUCCCGACAGCCAUGUCGCACGUCCUCCCCCAGGACCCCGGGUCGCCGGACCACAGCGGCGACCUCGACCUCAAAAACGGCAAGGAUGGCGCUCGACUGACGGACGGCCGACCCUCGGAUGCCGAGGGCGAGUCGGCCGACCAGAUGCUUGAGCACCUGGGCUACACGCCCGAGCUGAGCCGCAACCGCUCCACGGCGCAGGUGGCCUUCAUGUCCUUUGUGCUCGCCUCGAUCCCCUACGGCCUGGCCACCACCAUGAUUUACCCCCUUAUUGGUGGCGGUCCUGUCAACAUCAUCUGGGGCUGGCUGCUCGUCUCGUGCAUCAUUCUGUGUGUUGCUGCGUCGCUGGGUGAAAUCACGAGCGUGUACCCGACAGCCGGAGGCGUGUAUUACCAGGCCUUCAUGCUGGCCCCGGCCGCCUGGCGCCGCGCAACGGCCUGGAUUUGCGGCUGGCUCUAUGUCGUCGGCAACAUCACCAUCACACUGGCUGUCAAUUUCGGAACCACCCUCUUCUUCGUCGCCUGUAUCAACGUGUUCAAGGGCGAGCCAUACAUGACCGAAGUAGACGGCGUCAUGGUAGAGACGCAGGACGGUGUGUUCGCCGGCGAGGCGUAUCAGGUCUUCCUCAUCUUCCUGGCCAUCACGUUCCUGUGCAACCUCGUGUCUGCGCUGGGUAACAGGUGGCUGCCAUGGCUUGAUACUGCUGCCAUCUUCUGGACGUUCGCCGGUCUUUUUGCCAUUGUCAUUUCCGUGCUCGCUAUUGCCAAGAACGGUCGCCACGACGCCGCUUACGUGUUUGGCCACUUCGAGGCCAACUCGGGAUGGCCUGAUGGAUGGUCCUUCUGCGUUGGUCUCCUGCACGCCGGAUACGCGACCUCGUCGACUGGCAUGAUCAUCAGCAUGUGUGAGGAAGUGCAGAAGCCAGCGACCCAGGUGCCCAAGGCCAUGGUGGCCACCAUCUUCAUCAACACCUUCGCCGGCCUCUUGUUCCUGAUCCCGCUCGUCUUCGUGCUGCCCGACAUCACGUACUUGAUCAGCCUGGCCUCGGGUCAGCCGGUGCCCGAGAUCAUUCUCAGCGCUGUUGGCGCGCCCGGCCCGGCCAUCGCCCUGCUCAUCCCGCUCAUGGUGCUCGCCAUCAUGUGCGGUAUUUGCUGCACCACGGCCGCCUCGCGCUGCACCUGGGCCUUUGCCCGCGACGGAGCUAUUCCCGGAGCCAGCUGGUGGCGCGUUGUCAACAACAAGCUUGACGUGCCUCUGAACGCCAUGAUGUUAUCUAUGGUCGUCCAGAUCGUGCUGUCCCUCAUUUACUUUGGCUCCUCGGCAGCCUUCAACGCCUUUUCGGGCGUGGGUGUCAUCUGUCUGACUGCCUCGUACGCAACCCCCAUCGCCAUCAACCUGUUCACGGGCCGCAGGCAAGUCCAGGGCGCCCCCUUCCCGCUCCGCGGCGGCCUAGGUUACUUUUGCAACAUUGUCGCGCUCGCCUGGUCCGCGCUCGCCAUGCCGCUCUUCUGCAUGCCCAGCAUCGUCCCCGUCACAGCUACCACUGUCAACUACGCCCCUGUUGUCUUUGUCAGCGCCACCCUCAUCUCGGCCGGAUGGUAUAUCGCCUGGGGAAAGAAGCACUACACCGGCCCGCCGAUUCAAGACCCUGCCCACUAAAGGGAUUGGUCGCAUUCUGCUGGGCGUAAACCUCCCGACCGCCUGGGCAGCAGCUGUGGUCUGAAAGGCGGUGCAGCGGCGGUGGGCUACCCGGCCAGCUGUUUCAACAACCUACCGCGCCUUGAAGCUGUCAUCUCGGAUGAUGAAGAACCGACCGAUCCGAGUCUCUCCUGUGCUACUCCUCCUUGGUUGCUUGCAGUGGAGUUAAUCAUGAAAUCGUGUCGACAUAAUCUUGUUCAUGGCUCGCACCAUGGAACGUGACUUUUGAUAUAUAUACCUACCUCUAUAUAUAUAUAUAUAUAUAUAUAUAUAUA
Molecule: messenger RNA, 2227 nt
Organism: Gaeumannomyces tritici R3-111a-1
Lineage: Eukaryota; Fungi; Ascomycota; Sordariomycetes; Magnaporthales; Magnaporthaceae
Product: choline transporter
Exons: 3
Coding region: 267-1913 (548 amino acids)
Biological process (GO): amino acid transport; transmembrane transport
Cellular component (GO): membrane
Molecular function (GO): transmembrane transporter activity
Source: RefSeq, a predicted model, not a curated record